GGCAGCAGCAUGGAGGAGGAGAGAGCCGUAGAGGAAGACGUCGCCUCCCUUGAGUGGGAGCAAGAGUUUGCUGGUGGAGAGGCUGGAGUUGAGAGGACAGCUUGGGGCCCCUUAUCACCAGCUGUGGCCACAGAGGCCCUCAGCCCGGGGGAAUCUCAGGAGUCCCUCGCCCCAUGCAAGACUAGGUCCAGCCUGGACGUGCGCCUGGCUGGUGAAGAGGCUGUUCUGCAAGGAGCAGGGGCGGGCGUCAGCCAUCAGGUGGAGGGGGGCUAUGCCCACCCCCCUCAAGAGGAAGUCACUGUUCCCUUGGUUGCGGAGCUGGAGCUAGGCGCUUCUGGAGGGGUGGAUUUGGAGGAGGACAUAGACAUGGAUUUUGUGACAUCGGGGGUGGCGAGGAAGCAGGCUUCUUCCAAACUUGGUCUCAAAAAGAACAGAGCGGCUAGGCUGGGAAAGACCCCCUAUGGGUCCCAAGCUGGGGAGACGUGGUGGGACGCUGGGGUGGUCCAGAGUGUGGAGGCCCUGUGGCCGGGGCUGGUUUUCCAUUCAUCUGGCUUGGACCGGUCACGGGGUGUCGCUGUGCUGUUCCGCCCCGGUGUCGUCUCUGAUGUCGUAUGUGUGUGGAGGGAUGAGGCCGGCAGAGUGUUGAUCCUGGACUUUCAGUUGGAGGGCCGGCAGUACAGGCUGGGAUGCGUGUAUGCCCCUACUGACAUCGCUGAGCGGGUGGUCUUUUUUGAAGGCCUAUCUCAGUGGUGCAACGCUGACUGCCUGUGGGUUGGGGACUUCAACACUAAGUUGUCUGCCCUGGAUUAG
This is a messenger RNA of Micropterus dolomieu (smallmouth bass), 810 nucleotides long. RefSeq lists its product as uncharacterized. Gene Ontology annotation, molecular function: nucleic acid binding; zinc ion binding. NCBI's taxonomy places the organism in Eukaryota, Metazoa, Chordata, Actinopteri, Centrarchiformes, Centrarchidae. The record is from RefSeq and is a predicted model, not a curated record.